AGCUGCCAGGCGGCGGGCGCGGACCCCAGCCCGGGGAGGUGCGCGGCAGCAGCCCCGAGCCCCGCGCGGGGAGCCGGCACCAUGGUGCUCUCGGUGCCCGUGAUCGCGCUGGGCGCCACGCUGGGCACGGCCACCAGCAUCCUCGCGCUGUGCGGGGUCACCUGCCUGUGCCGGCACAUGCACCCCAAGAAGGGGCUGCUGUCGCGGAACCGGGACCCGGACCCGGACCCAGAGAAGGCAAGGCCCGGAUUGCUCCGGUCGGUCCAACAGUUCAACGUUAAAAAAUCCACAGAGCCCGUUCAGCCCCGAGCCCUCUUCAAGUUCCCGGACAUCUACGGGCCCAAGCCAGCCAUGACGGCUCCGGAGGUCAUCAACUACGCAGACUACACGCUGAGGCCCACCGACGAGCCUCCUGUGCCUGCCGGUCCCCAGGCUCCGAAGGACAGUCGCCUCAAGAAGCAGGUCACAGAGGAGCUGUUCAUCCUCCCUCAGCAUGGUGUGGUAGAGGAUGUCUGUGUCAUGGAGACCUGGAACCCAGAGAAGGCUGCCAGUUGGAACCAGGCCCCCAAACUCCACUACUGCCUGGACUAUGACCAGCAGAAGGCUGAACUGUUUGUGACCCGUCUGGAAGCUGUGACCAGUGACCAUGAUGGAGGCUGUGACUGCUACAUCCAAGGCAGCGUGACCAACAGAACCGGCUCGGUGGAGGCGCAGACGGCCCUGAAGAAGCGGCAGCUGCACACGAUCUGGGAGGAAGGCCUGGUGCUCCCCCUGGCGGAGGAGGAGCUGCCCACAGCGACCCUGACCCUGACCCUGAGAACCUGCGACCGCUUCUCCCGCCACAGCGUGGCCGGGGAGCUCCACCUGGGUCUGGACGGCGUGUCCGUGCCCCUGGGGGCCGCCCAGUGGGGCGAGCUGAAGACUUCGGCUAAGGAGCUGUCUGCAGGAGCAGGAGAAGUCCUUCUAUCCAUCAGCUACCUCCCGGCUGCCAACCGCCUCCUGGUGGUGCUGAUUAAGGCCAAAAACCUCCACUCUAACCAGUCCAAGGAGCUCCUGGGGAAGGAUGUCUCUGUCAAGGUGACCUUGAAGCACCAGGCUCAGAAGCUGAAGAAGAAGCAGACGAAACGGGCCAAGCACAAGAUCAACCCCGUGUGGAACGAGAUGAUCAUGUUCGAGCUACCCGACGACCUGCUCCGGGCCUCCAGCGUGGAGCUGGAGGUGCUGGGCCACGACGAGGUGGGGCAGAGCUGCACACUCGGCCUCUGCAGCCUGGGUCUGCACACCUCCGGCUCUGAGCGCAGCCACUGGGAGGAGAUGCUCAAAAACCCACGCCGGCAGAUCGCCAUGUGGCACCAGCUGCACCUGUAGACGCCCGGGCCGCCUGCCUUCUCUGGUGCAGCCCCGUCCCUCCAGCCCCGGCUGUCCUCUGCCAUCUCCUCUCUGUGCCCCAUCCUCAUUCUGAUGUCCAGAAGACAGAGGCAGACAUGUUUGCCAAGGCCAAGACCAUAUUCCUCUCUCAUCACACACUCCUGUUCUUAAAAAAAUGGAUCUGGGUACUCACCACGAGCAACACCGGGCAGAGCACGGUGUGAAGAUGGGACAUUCAUAUCACAUUGAGGAGUGCAUUUUGCUCAUUUAUGUGUUAUUGAAAGAGACACUUAUCGUACACAACCCAUGUGUAGGUUUUGCCAGUGGGAUCAGGCCAGAUGCAAUGAAGGCUUGAUUUGGGGGAAUGAUGGAUAGAAAGAAGAAUUUGGUUUUUGAAAAAUAAGCAUUUCCAAAAAUGAGUAAGGAAAUAAAUGUAUCCCAGAUUAACUCAUAGAAUUAGAGAUUGUCAGAGUGGGAUGACAGCAUUAAAUCAAGCUUUCCACUCAAAGCAGUAACCCAGCAGCAGUUCUCAAGCCUCAGUGUGUGAAGAAUCACCUACAGAUUCCCAGACCCACCUGUAGGCAUUCCAAAUCAGUAUUCUGAAGCCCAGGAACCUGCAUUUUUUAGCACACACUGAGUGGUUCUGACAUGGAGAUUGGCAUACUGCACUUGGAGAAAUUCCUUCUACGACAUUCCAAGUGAAUUUUCAACCACAGUCCUUGACGGGGCCCCUACACCAUGGAGUGUCCCGUUCCACCACUGGAAACCUCCAUCCCUCAGUGUGAAACAUGGGGGAGCUUCUGGGUUUUUUUUUAAUUAUUUGAACUCUUAAUUUUCUAAUUUGUACUUUUCAGAUUCUGUUCUUGGACUGAAUUUCAUGCUCUUUAUUGAAUAACUUUGUUUCAUCUCAAAGUCAGUUUAUAUUACACUUGGGGAGACCUUCCUUGACAAAGUGCAGGAGGGGUCACUGUUGGACACUGGGCUGAAUUCUGAGCUCUUAGUCGUCAGGUCCACCAGCAUCACCAGUGUGAGGCCCAUAGACCCAGCCCUUCUCCGCAUCCCGAGGAAUUUAGUCUGGGGUCCACGUUAAUUUAUUCUAUGACAUCUGGCUGCAUGGAGAUAGAGAAGGAAGAUAACUUUAAAAAGGAAAUGAGGCAUUUUGCAAAUGUGCCUCCUUCUCUCCGUUUUCAGGACCUAUCACUUUAUUGGUAAAUACCAAGCAGUUAUGUAUUGAAUUCAGCCUUGUAAUUUCAAAUAGCUGUCCACACUGUUGAUGAAAUCUACAGGAAGAACCUUGCUGAGUAGAUAGAAUACUCUCCCAUGCACCAGGAUUCCCGAGUUGUGCUGUAGUCACUGCCUUUCAGAAUCGCAGUUUGGCCACCUCUACAGUAGAGCUGAUGAUGUGGGUGAUAUAAUAAAUGAAGUAGCGUUCAAACGCUGUAAGCACUCCCUGGCUGGAAACAAACCAACAAACGAACACAGGCUUUGAGCAUGCAGAGGGUCAUCUUUCAGCAAGGUGAUUGUCUUUCACUUCAAGUUGGCAGCUGAGAAUGCUCGGGAAGUGCCAGAACUAACCCAAGCAUUUCCAGAACCAGGAGAGUCCACGUGAGGACUCCUCUAUUCUAACAUCCAAACUCCGGGCCUUUGGAUGUUGCCCUAGUCCCCUGAUCUAAGAGAAUUCCUAGACAGAUGGGUAGGGGCUAUAUAUACUUCAUUUCUUCUCCCUAAGAAUCUGAGCAGGGACCGUAUAAUCAUUAGGCAUUAUUUUUCCUUCUGUACAGAAAUAAAAAAGUGUGAGAAAUUACUUCUACCCACCUUCUGAAGAAACAGAUAAAAAUAUAUAAUCCUUCUUCUAUGGGGAAAAUCCUUCAGAUAAGGAUUCUCCUUUCUAGUUGGCAUGUCUAAAACAGAACAGAUAUUCCCUAUGUCAGCUGACCAGCACUCUCUUCUUAGUAACCAUCUGUUGCUCCACUCCAGAAAAGUCUGGAUUCUAGACUUAAAGUCAGAGAACAUGUGUUCUACAUCCUCAUAAACCUAUGCACCUGCCUGUCAGCCACACCAAGUGACAUUUGAGGUGGGUAGGCAGGGCCUGAUCCCAGAAUAUCGAGUCCACCCAUACUCAUUCUCUCAUCAUUCUACCAUUCAUUCUUUGGAUUGCCAAGGUUUAGUCUUCCAGAAUCCAAACUAAAGAUUGGCCCUGAUAGGAGUCAACCUCCACCACAGAACAUUUUAGGUAUCAGCCAUUACCUCACUUAGCAGGGAUAUAAAGAAAUGAGAUAGGGUUUGCCAGGAAUUUUUGCCUGUGUGUUCAGUGCUACAUUCCAAGCACCUAGAGUAGAGCUGGCUCACAGGCACUCAAUAUUUGUUGACCAAAUCAAUGAAUGGAGGAUAAUGAGGGAAGUAGAUAGUAAAAGAUACUGCAAAUGGCAUAAAAAUCAGAGACACGUCUCAGUUCUCAGUGGUAAAGGCAUCAGACUACUCAGCAGUUGACCUAGAAAUUCAUGUCAUUGAGUAUUACUGUUUGCCUAAUGACAAUUCAUAACUCCCCACAUAAAUGUAAUUAACAAAAGAAGAGAAUAUAAUCACUGUUCUUUCCCAGCAAAAACUCCAUCUUGGUGAAUUUUAGAUGUCAGGCUGCCAAAUCAAAGAAACUUCAGAAUGCAUCAACUUACCUUGUACCAGACAUGUUUGCUAUUACUACUAAAUUAGAGUAAUUGUGACUGCGUGAAUGUGUCUGGUCAUUUCCGAAAGGAAUACUUUGUACUGUGUCAGAGAGCAUUUUCUAAGAAAGGUAUGAAGCAGAGGUGAAAAUUAAGUAAGAGACCAUCUUGGGCUGGGCCCUGGCACAAAAGAUGAUCUGGUUCUUUCACAGUUGGCUACAGGGACAGAGAAUUGGGAGUUCACCCUCAUUAAUUUGUGACUCUACUUCUUGCAUCAAAUCAAUAUGUUUGUUGAGGGUCUGUUGACCAAGACCUGGCACACAUCUAUCCAUUUCAACUCGAAAGAUGACUUUUGGUGUGAGUUGAAUGACAAUUCACGCCAAAUGACACUAUGCAGAGAGGGGGCAGGGAGGAGAACAGGUCUUCAGAGCAGUUCCUUUUGGAUGUUAAGGAGUCCUGGGUAGAAGGUGGCGAGUGACUAAACCAAAUUGGUAUGAGGACCAUCCAAAGAGAAACAUGGUCCUUGUGAUUUGUUUCUGCUUCUUGUGUUUCCUGUUGUCAAAUGCUAAGCGUGUGUUUGUUUUGCAGUCAUAAAUCAAAGCACAAAAAGACCCAUGAGACAUCUUAGUUGUGUCUGUCUCACUUUGGAGCAAAAACCUUGCAGUGGUAAAUAAAUACUGUCCAUCAGGGUCAGCUGGCUGGUGUUUUCUUUUUUGUCUUUUUACUUAUUAUUUUAGACAUAAAAAUGCAGGUAAAAUAAUUUAAUAAACACUCAAGAACCAUUGCCAAGUUCAGUAAAACUUGACAAAUGCAGUUGAAGUCUGCUCAGUGCCCCUCACUUUAAAAGACUCCCAUCUUGAUUUGGGGUUUAUCAUCCUCUGCAUUUCUUUAUUCUUUUGAAAUAUGUAUAUGUAAACCCUGAGCACUACAGAGCAUUGUUGCAUGUUUUAAAUUUUUAUUUCAAUAGUUUCACAUAUUUUUGUUUAACCUUGAAAUUGUGAGCUUCAUUCAUACAGACAUACGUAGCUUCAGUUCAUUUAGUUCGUAAUUGUCAAUUGUAGGGAUAUAUCACAAUCGCAUUCUCCUGUUGAUAUACAUAUAGAUGUUUAUAUCUUUUUUGCUGUAACAAAAAAUGCUGCUGUGAACAUUUUUAUGCAUGUCUCUUGUGCAUGUGUGCAAGUUUCUCCAGGAUAUAAAUCUGGGAGUAAGUGGAACUGCUGGAUCAUAGAGUACUGUGUAUGUGUAUGUGUGUGUGUGUGUGCAUGUACCUCUGUGUCCUGAUGGCCAUGCUUGAGCCCUGAAUCAAAGGGGCUACAUACAAUCAGGGAUGCAAGGGUUGGAUGAGGCCUCUUGGAGGCUUUGACUUCAUUUCUGAGAAAAUAAA
This is a messenger RNA of Choloepus didactylus (southern two-toed sloth), 5412 nucleotides long. RefSeq names its product synaptotagmin 13 (gene SYT13). Bases 82 to 1368 code for a protein of 428 amino acids. Gene Ontology annotation, molecular function: calcium ion binding; clathrin binding; phosphatidylserine binding. The record is from RefSeq and is a predicted model, not a curated record. The transcript is spliced from 6 exons. Lineage: Eukaryota; Metazoa; Chordata; Mammalia; Pilosa; Megalonychidae. Gene Ontology annotation, biological process: regulation of dopamine secretion; calcium-ion regulated exocytosis; cellular response to calcium ion.